AUGUUGGUUCUGAGGCGGCUGCUGUGAGGCGCCGACGGAGCGAGCGGGCGGACGUGUGGGAGCGGCGAGCGCGUCGCGGGAUCUGCCUGAGUGCGAGAGCGGCGGGGCGACGGCGGCGGCGCCAUGAGCGGGGGCACCCCUUACAUCGGCAGCAAGAUCAGCCUCAUCUCCAAGGCGGAGAUCCGCUACGAGGGCAUCCUCUACACCAUCGACACCGAGAACUCCACGGUAGCCCUCGCCAAAGUUCGCUCCUUCGGUACAGAAGACAGACCAACAGAUCGUCCAAUACCACCUCGAGAUGAAGUCUUUGAAUAUAUUAUAUUCCGGGGAAGUGAUAUCAAAGACCUCACUGUCUGUGAGCCACCGAAACCACAGUGCUCUUUGCCUCAGGACCCAGCUAUUGUUCAGUCUUCACUAGGUUCAUCAUCAUCUUCAUUCCAGUCAGUGGGUUCCUAUGGACCUUUUGGCAGGAUGCCAGCGUACAGUCAAUUCAGUCCGAGUACAUUAGUUGGGCAGCAAUUUGGUGCCGUUGGUGUUGCUGGGAGCUCCUUGACAUCCUUUGGAACAGAAGCAUCGAAUAGUGGUACUUUAUCCCAGAGCAGUGCAGUUGGGUCUGCUUUCACACAGGAUACAAGAUCUGUAAAACCACAGCUAGCCCAAGGUCGAUCAAGCCCUCAGUUAGAUCCUUUGAGAAAAAGUCCAACCAUGGAACAAGCAGUACAGACCGCCUCGGCCCACUUACCUGCUCCAGCACCUGUUGGGAGAAGGAGCCCUGUACCAGCCAGGCCUUUGCCACCUACCAGCCAGAAAGCAAUAGACAACCAAGAGCACAGGCGAGCUGAAGUACACAAAGUCCCAAGGCCAGAAAAUGAGCAACUGAGAAAUGAUAGCAAGAGGCAAGUAGUUCCAGGUGUUCCUUCUGCUCCAAGGAGAGGCCGUGGGGGUCAUCGAGGUGGCAGGGGAAGAUUUGGUAUCCGUCGAGAUGGUCCAAUGAAAUUUGAGAAAGACUUUGACUUUGAAAGUGCAAAUGCACAAUUUAACAAGGAGGAAAUCGACAGAGAGUUUCAUAAUAAACUUAAAUUAAAAGAAGAUAAGCUUGAGAAACAAGAGAAACCUGUGAAUGGUGAGGACAAAGGAGACUCUGGAGUUGACACGCAGAACAGUGAAGGGAACGCUGAGGAGGAAGAUCCGCUCGGGCCCAACUGCUAUUACGACAAAACUAAAUCCUUCUUUGACAAUAUUUCUUGUGAUGAUAAUAGAGAAAGAAGACCAACUUGGGCUGAAGAAAGAAGGUUAAAUGCUGAAACGUUUGGAAUCCCGCUUCGUCCAAACCGGGGCCGUGGGGGCUACCGAGGCAGAGGAGGCCUUGGCUUCCGUGGUGCCAGAGGACGUGGUAGUGGCCGAGGAGGGAACUUCACUGCCCCUCGAGGAUUUCGUGGUGGAUUCCGAGGCGGCCGUGGGGGUAGAGAGUUCGCAGACUUUGAGUACAGGAAAACCACGGCUUUUGGACCCUAAAAGGUCUGGAUUGGUCAUACUGCUUUCUGAAAGAAAGACAACAAAGUUGCUGCAUAGUCUACAAACAAGUCUUUGGAAAUAGGUGACUCCUAGCUCUUCAUGGUCCUGGAAAGUGGUUUCAGUCUUUGUGAAGAAUGAAGAAGUGAAGUUGAUGUCUGUCUGUCACCAGCACUGGGUUUUGUCUGUUUUUCUGCUUCAUUUCAAAGCUACAUGGCAGUUGCUUUGGGGCAGGAAGGCUCGUCUUAAACACAAGCAUAAGUGUAUGUGGAGUAGCGGAAGGCUGUGGUUCCUGGCAUAGAGUUGAGCUAAAGCGAGCUUAAUGGGACUGCUAAGUAUUUUUUAUCACUGAAAGGAUUUUUCUUAUCACUAAUUAAUUGUAUUCAGCGAUUACUUCAAGUUGCCUGCAGAUAGGCCGUGAUACUGUGUUUUGAGCCACAGAAGGUUGUGUGUGUGUGUGUGCGCGUGUGUGUGCAUGUGUGUGUGUCUGUAUCUUUCUUUUUGGAGAUCCUAUAAUAUGAGGGUAGCUUAUUUCGACACUUAAUUAGGGUGCUGGAUGGUAGAGAAUUCUGUCAGUCGACUGUGUACACACAGGCAAAUACUGUUUCUUAGGCAAAGGUAACUUUUUUAUAUAGUUGUAAAAUUCCAUUAUAUUCCAUUGCCAAAGAAACAUUAAGAACUUUGUAUAGCUGUAUAAAAAGCAACUAAUUUUUUAAAGAAUAAACGUUUUAAAGUCAGCAAACACACGUGUCCUUGCAGAAGUCGGCGGGCUGAGGAGCAGGUGGACGGGCCGUUUCCCCCUUGCAUU
This is a messenger RNA of Acomys russatus (golden spiny mouse), 2320 nucleotides long. It is a transcript of the gene Lsm14a, whose product is annotated as LSM14A mRNA processing body assembly factor. Gene Ontology annotation, cellular component: P-body. Gene Ontology annotation, molecular function: mRNA binding. Gene Ontology annotation, biological process: cytoplasmic stress granule assembly; P-body assembly. The transcript is spliced from 11 exons. The record is from RefSeq and is a predicted model, not a curated record. The coding region runs from base 124 to 1515 and encodes 463 amino acids. NCBI's taxonomy places the organism in Eukaryota, Metazoa, Chordata, Mammalia, Rodentia, Muridae.